AAAUUACAAUAUUCAUUAUCCCCCACAUCAUUCAUCACCAUUCAACAAUUUAUCGACCGACACCUUCUUCUUCCUCGAAAAAGAACCCCUGAAGUAGGGGAAGGGUUUGUGAAAAGCGAGGGAAAUUUCACAAUUCAUCUAAUUGUUCUUUUCAGGUUUCAUUGUUGUAUCAAUAAGUGGGAAAGCAAGUUAAAGAUUGAAGAUGAAGGCCUUGAUUCUUGUUGGAGGUUUCGGGACCAGGUUGAGGCCAUUGACACUCAGUGUUCCUAAGCCUCUCGUCGAUUUCGCUAACAAGCCCAUGAUCUUGCAUCAGAUUGAAGCUCUGAAGGCUGUUGGAGUUACUGAAGUGGUUUUAGCUAUCAAUUACCAACCAGAGGUGAUGCUGAAUUUCUUGAAGGACUUUGAGGCCAAGCUUGGAAUCACAAUUACUUGUUCCCAAGAGACUGAACCUCUGGGUACUGCUGGUCCGUUAGCUUUGGCGAGGGACAAAUUGAUUGAUGAAUCUGGUGAACCAUUUUUUGUUCUCAACAGUGAUGUUAUUAGUGAGUAUCCGCUGAAACAAAUGAUCGAGUUUCACAAAAGUCAUGGAGGAGAGGCUUCGAUCAUGGUGACGAAGGUUGAUGAACCAUCAAAAUAUGGAGUUGUAGUUACGGAGGAAUCAACUGGGAAGGUGGAGAAAUUUGUGGAAAAACCUAAAAUAUUUGUUGGUAACAAGAUCAAUGCUGGGAUUUAUCUAUUGAACCCAUCUGUUCUUGAUAAGAUUGAAUUAAGACCCACAUCCAUUGAAAAAGAGGUCUUCCCAAAAAUUGCAUCUGAGAAGCAGCUAUAUGCAAUGGUUCUACCAGGUUUCUGGAUGGACAUCGGACAACCAAGAGAUUACAUAACUGGCUUGAGACUCUACCUUGACUCGUUGAGGAAGAAUUCACCCUCACAACUUGCCAGUGGCUCUCAUAUCAUUGGAAAUGUGUUGGUCGACGAGAGCGCAACAAUUGGAGAAGGGUGUCUUAUUGGGCCUGAUGUAGCGAUUGGACCGGGCUGUGUGAUCGAGGCUGGUGUUAGACUUUCUCGCUGCACAAUUAUGCGUGGGGUUCGGGUCAAGAAACAUGCUUGCAUCUCCAGCAGCAUCAUUGGAUGGCACUCGACUGUGGGGCAGUGGGCACGAGUGGAGAAUAUGACUGUUCUUGGAGAAGAUGUUCAUGUCUGUGAUGAGAUUUACAGUAACGGCGGAGUUGUUCUGCCUCACAAGGAGAUCAAAACCAGCAUUUUGAAGCCAGAAAUAGUAAUGUGAGUCAGAUAGUUCAUCAUCAAAAUAGAUUAUUCUCUGGAAGUUGUAAUUUAAAUUAAAUCUCAUAUGUUCUCUGUUGCAUACUUGCAUUUUGUAAGAGUGAGUAUUGGCAAGGUUUCCCAUUGAUCAUCUCUUUGUGAAGUGUGUUAUUUUUCUAUCCCUGCUCCCCUUUCUUGUGUGUACAUAGAAAAAUAAUUGUAUUGGUUCAUUUGCUCUCUUCUGUGGUUCACCUCAUUGAUUUUUGGCUGUAAUUUUUCAAUAAACAUUAAUGUCAAGUCCCUUAGAGCAUUGUUUAAUAUCAGAAUCAGUUUUUAGUUUC
Molecule: messenger RNA, 1604 nt
Organism: Beta vulgaris subsp. vulgaris (sugar beet)
Lineage: Eukaryota; Viridiplantae; Streptophyta; Magnoliopsida; Caryophyllales; Amaranthaceae
Product: mannose-1-phosphate guanylyltransferase 1
Exons: 5
Coding region: 203-1288 (361 amino acids)
Biological process (GO): GDP-mannose biosynthetic process; cell wall mannoprotein biosynthetic process
Cellular component (GO): cytoplasm
Molecular function (GO): GTP binding; mannose-1-phosphate guanylyltransferase (GTP) activity
Source: RefSeq, a predicted model, not a curated record